GAUAGUAAUGUACGGUGGAGAGAUCCUCUCUUUCAAAUCCCAGGGCUCCAGGCCAUGCAAUGCUAGUAUUGCAUUUUCAAUUAGCUUCUGAGUGAAUGCUUGGCAUAUGCAGAAGUGAACUGGUACACAAUUAGCUUAUUGUUCCUUUUAGCUUUGUGCUGAGAGGAUCUGAAGGACUGGAGAAGAGAGGGGAGAGGGGAGUGGGGGAAAAAAUAGUCAAGCCAGCAGCAUCUCUGUGGAUGUGGAAUAAGGGAGCUGCUCAGCUCACACAGAUCCACUUGCUAAGUCGGGAAUUACAGCUGUUACUGAGGAGCACACAGCGUGGCUUUAGGGAGGGCGCCGGGAGAGCCGCAGAACGAGGCUCUGUUCUCAGGCGCUCCAGGCUCUGCUUUCGCCUGCCUCACCUCAGCAUUGUGAUGGAGCCCAACAGCCCUAAAAAGAUCCAGUUUGCUGUGCCACUGUUUCAGAGUCAAAUAGAUCCCGAAGCAGCUGAGCAGAUCAGGAAAAGAAGGCCUACUCCAGCAUCACUCGUCAUCAUGAAUGAGCAUGUGCCCCCGGAAAAAGAUGAGAAGAGAACAAACAUCUCACAGGCAGAAUCCCAGAGCGCCUCGCCAAAGCAAAGGAAGCAGAGCGUGUACACCCCGCCUGCCCUCAAAGGGAUAAAGCAUCUGAAGAGUCAGAGUGAUUCAGCAUUUCCAGAAGAGGAAGAGGGAAUCAGUGAAAGAGAAGAGGAAUGGGACCACUAACCCGCGCAAGGGUGCCUGGGGGCCGGGUACCGCGAUGACCGAGCUGCGACACCGCGUGUGCAUCCCACAAUUUGCCACCGCUUGUGUUCCCGCGGAGCAGGGUGCGCUGGGGAGCACGCCUUGACUGGGCUUUACAGCCACUUGCAAAUUCGUUUUGUGAGCCUUAUACCUGGAGAUAAAACGGUUGUUUUAAAGUCACUCUUCUUUCAUUUUCUAUGAGGUAGAAAUGUCAUUUGCAAACGUGGUAGUGAUCUGAUGGCAGUACUGCCAGAGCUUAACUUCUGCGUAUGAGCUGUGUUCUAAGACUUGUUGUAAAUAAAACCCAUUUAAAAGCUACAAAAUAAAUAAUACUACAUUCAUUUAGACAAGACUGUGUGUUGUACAGUGGGUUUGUCUACCCUUCAGAGAAAUGUUCGUAUAGAAUGACCCCUUCAGUUAAAGACAGCUUUUGCCAGUAACGUCAGAGUUAGCUGCAGUAACAUAGGUAGAAACAAGCGGAGUCGCCUCUCCAGAACAAUGAAAUCUGUCACUAUGGCUGCAAUGGCACUGUGAGUGUUGUGUCAUCACAGCCGUAAUGGUGGCACAGCAAGCUGAGGCGAUGUAGCGUGUGUCUGAGCCCCAGCAGUUUGGGCUUGUGGUUCACACCAGCAUUUUCAUCACAGACCAUGCAAACUCUAUGGCUCCAAUUGAGCUCAAGAGAAAACAUAAAAUGAACUAAAGUGGAAAAGAAAAGCCAUGUUUCUUCAAGUCACACUUGACAGAUCAUUUCCUUUUUAUCAAUAGCUGUUUUUUAAACCAGUUAACUGUGCUUUUGUAUUAACUAAGUUUGCUACAGUCUUACCCUUGGUUUAACAUUCCACUGCUUUCAGCCUUUCUUAAAGGGCUGAGAUAGAAGGAAAGGAAAAACACAGAGCUUUCUGUCUCUGCCUUGCCUGAUGAUUUCACUUGCAUUCUGAGCUCUUCCAUGAAGACAUGCUGAGAACAGGGUCUGCUAACAAGUGUUUCUUUGUAUUUGGGAGCCAUCUUUUUACCCUCCAUCUAUGCCUCUGUAUCUGUCCUCUUUGUCACCAUCUCCUGCAGAAACAUUGCAAACAGUUUCUGUGACUCCAGCUCAGUACGGGUACGCAGGAAGGACUAAAAGAAGGACUCUCCAGUUGUGCAGGAGUAGCUACAGGACUGAGGGCUUUUUGUGCCACAAAGAAGGAAGGAGGGAAGUGACCGUUCAUAAAACAUUUGAACUGACCAAAGUUAAGACUGGAGCAGUAUCAAGAAGAGCUGGGCUCUGGUCCCAGCCUUUCCACAGCUUUGCCUUUGCUCAGCACCAGGCCCUUCAUUAGUCUCUGGCUGUACUCCCAGUGGUAAAAUGCCAAUCAGCAUGGAUGCACUGUGUCGCUAGCUAAUAAAGUGCUUUUGA
This is a messenger RNA of Oxyura jamaicensis (ruddy duck), 2160 nucleotides long. It is a transcript of the gene PPP1R1C, whose product is annotated as protein phosphatase 1 regulatory inhibitor subunit 1C. NCBI's taxonomy places the organism in Eukaryota, Metazoa, Chordata, Aves, Anseriformes, Anatidae. Gene Ontology annotation, biological process: intracellular signal transduction. Gene Ontology annotation, cellular component: cytoplasm. The record is from RefSeq and is a predicted model, not a curated record. Gene Ontology annotation, molecular function: protein phosphatase inhibitor activity.